CAUGUUAUGGUAUCGUGACAGUCCCCACUGGACCCUGGUUUUGUAGGAAAUGUGAAUCGCAAGAAAGAGCCGCCCGAGUGAGGUGUGAGCUGUGUCCUCAUCGUGAAGGAGCAUUAAAGAGGACGGAUAAUGGAGGCUGGGCACAUGUUGUCUGUGCUUUGUAUAUUCCAGAAGUUCGAUUUGGUAACGUGACGACAAUGGAACCAAUAUUGUUAUCUAUGGUGCCACAUGAUAGAUAUAAUAAGAUGUGUUAUAUCUGUGAGCACCAGCAUCGAGAAAGCAAGGCGCGUACUGGCGCUUGUAUGACGUGCAAUAAAAAUGGAUGUAGGCAAUCAUUUCAUGUAACGUG
This is a messenger RNA of Saccoglossus kowalevskii, 349 nucleotides long. Its product is annotated as protein AF-10-like. Gene Ontology annotation, biological process: regulation of transcription by RNA polymerase II. NCBI's taxonomy places the organism in Eukaryota, Metazoa, Hemichordata, Enteropneusta, Harrimaniidae. Gene Ontology annotation, molecular function: nucleosome binding; histone binding. The record is from RefSeq and is a predicted model, not a curated record. Gene Ontology annotation, cellular component: nucleus.